Messenger RNA from Parnassius apollo (apollo), 474 nucleotides. The record is from the annotation of a GenBank genome assembly. NCBI's taxonomy places the organism in Eukaryota, Metazoa, Arthropoda, Insecta, Lepidoptera, Papilionidae.
AUGUCGCUCGCAUUUGACCUUCGACUCGGAACGUGCCAAUCUCAUUCGCAGCUGACUUUGAAACAAACACGUUUAUCAAGUGAAUUGCAACAAAUAAGGCCGAAACGAGACGAAUCUAGUCGCAUUUCAUUCAUGAGCAACAACAGCAAUCCGUACGCAAUGUUUCUUCAGAGAAUGAGAUCAUUCGAAUGCGAUAAUGAACCCAAGCCGGUGUCAUCGCUACGACUGCCUUCUUCCUUUGAGUCGACAAAGAGUGAAUUAUACAACACGAAAAGGACCAGCGAACAGUCUGAUUUAGGUGUACAUGACACAUUGCUGUUGGAUUUGGUGCGAUUGAAAAGCUGUGACAUAAGAGAAUCUCAAGACAAGACACUAGAACUACCAAAGGACCAUGAUAAUGAAAUCGAAGAGUUAGAUGCAUUAUAUUUAUUAGAUUAUAAUGUAUUUUACAAUAAUUACUUGUACAUUCCUUAG